Messenger RNA from Xiphophorus hellerii (green swordtail), 2079 nucleotides. It is a transcript of the gene scamp2, whose product is annotated as secretory carrier membrane protein 2. Lineage: Eukaryota; Metazoa; Chordata; Actinopteri; Cyprinodontiformes; Poeciliidae. The record is from RefSeq and is a predicted model, not a curated record. The transcript has 9 exons. Gene Ontology annotation, biological process: protein transport. Gene Ontology annotation, cellular component: trans-Golgi network membrane; recycling endosome membrane. Bases 114 to 1106 code for a protein of 330 amino acids.
GCGCGUUCAAGUUCAUUCGAGGAAGUGGUUGGGACGGGCAGAUUCUGAAGCGACAGAGAAGAGUUUGUUGUUUACUUUUUCCCAGAGGAUAAACGCCUCGUCGUUCUUCCAAAAUGUCGGAGUUUGACGUCAACCCCUUCGCGGAACCCAGCAACAUUAACCCAUUCAAUGAUCCUUCAGUCACUCAGGUGACAAACUCCAGCAUUGAACCGGUCGACCAGUACAACCCCUUCCCCCCGUCCGAUGACUUUGCCGGCGCCCAGACCACCCCGGCCUCCACCUCCCCCUACCAGCCGGCCGUGUUGCAGCCGUCCACAGAACCCAGUCCACAGGCGUCCGCCACCGCAGCUCAGGCCAACCUGCUGAGGCAGCAGGAGGAGCUGGAGAGGAAAGCAGCCGAACUGGACCGCAGGGAGCAGGAGCUGCAGAACCGGGCCCCCACAGGUAAAGAGAACAACUGGCCUCCGCUUCCCAAGUUCUUCCCCAUCACACCUUGUUUCUAUCAGGACUUCUCAGAGGAAAUCCCUGCCGAGUAUCAGAGAGUCUGCAAAAUGAUGUACUACCUCUGGAUGUUCAACUGUGUGACUCUGUUCCUCAACCUGCUGGCGUGUCUGGCUUACUUCAUCGAUGACCCGAAUCAUGGCAUGGACUUCGGCUUCUCCAUCCUCUGGCUCGUUCUCUUCACGCCCUGCUCCUUCAUCUGCUGGUACCGGCCAGUCUACAAGGCCUUCAGGAGCGACAGCUCCUUCAACUUCUUCUUCUUCUUCUUUGUGUUUUUCUGCCAUGUGAUCAUCGUCAUCAUCCAGGCUGUGGGCAUCCCCUACUGGGGAAACAGCGGGUGGAUUUCUGCCUUCACUGAAAUCGGCAACGGUAAAAAGGCGGUGGGAGGCAUCAUGAUCAUCGUGGCCUGCCUCUUCACGAUCGGGGCCGUGAUGUCCGUCGUCCUGCUGAAGAUGGUCCACAGCCUGUACCGCCGCACCGGGGCCAGUUUCCAGAAGGCCCAGCAGGAGUUCUCCCAGGGCGUGGUCACCAGCAAGGGCUUCCAGACGGCAGCCACCGGAGCAGCGUCCGCUGCCGCCCGCGGAACCUUCCAGGGAAACAACUAAAAGGCCGAUUGAGCCUCAAAUCAACGCUCACCGUAUUUUCUGGUUUCUACGUCUGCAGCCGAGUGACGACGUCCAGCUGUGUGUGGGUGUGUGUGCGGGCGAGAAGAGCAGCUGAGGGGAAAGUCACUCAUCAAAUGAAAACUAGAAAGGAAGACACAAAAGAAGAUUAACAAUGUCCAUUUCAGCAUGUCUCUGCUUUGUAUAUGUUGUUUCAAUGCCUUUUCUUGACAAUGCUCUUAUGUGUGUGCGUGUGUGUGAGUCAGGCCGGUUCCGUGUGGGAGCAGGGUGAAUAUAACUGAGAUGAAGUGUUUUGUCUUGUCAUUGAUCUGACUUGUGUUUUGUCUCAGAAUCUGCAGAAUUAUGGAAAACAAGUCGUGUUUUGUUGUAUUUGCUUCAACAUGGACAUUACUGUACAUAUUGAUUUUGAAUCAGUCGGCAAACUUGCUCUGCUCUGUGGGGGUUUUACAUGAAUGUAACUUGGCAACAGAAAGCAGAGUUGCCAGAGCCUUGACGUAGUUUCAGACUCUAAUGCGAUUUAUUUUUUUUAACUUUAGGAUUGAUUUUUCCGAUUAUGUUUGUUAAUUUUUAAGCAUCAUUUCACCAUUUUUUGAAGCAACUUUGGCUGGAUUAUAGAAAAGUAUGAAAUAUUCCCAGUUGCACUGACAGCAGCUCAUACAGUCCGCUGUACAUUUCUCACAUUUCCUAGAUUAAAAAGCAUGUGUGUGUGUGUUAUUUAAUGUAGUGUUUAAAAACCUCAAUUGAGAUGUAACUUUUGUACGUAUUUUUUUUUUCUAAAUAUUUGCAGAUUUCUAAUUGUUUUUUUCUUCCACUAAACAAGUGGCUGAUACAAGAUUUGAUUUUUCGUCAUUUUGUUCGACAUGGAUGAAUUGUUCUGGGAAAACACAACUCGGUCCCUUUUGUAUUUCAAUAGUAAAUAUUGUCUCUAAUAAAAAUGCUUUGCUCUCAUGUAAAA